Corylus avellana is the source of this 555-nucleotide messenger RNA. NCBI's taxonomy places the organism in Eukaryota, Viridiplantae, Streptophyta, Magnoliopsida, Fagales, Betulaceae. The record is from RefSeq and is a predicted model, not a curated record.
AUGAAAUCUGUUAUUGAACGAUACAAUAAGCUAAAAGAGGAACAUCAUCGGCUGCUAGAUCCUGCCUCACAAGUCAAGUUUUGGCAAAGGGAGGCUGCAAGUUUGAGACAGCAGCUGCAGUACGUGCAAGGAUGCAACAGACAACUAAUGGGCCAAGAACUUUCUGGUUUGAGUAUCAAAGAUCUACAAAAUUUUGAAGACAUAUUGGAAAUGAGUUUGAAGGGUAUCCGUAUUAGAAAUGAACAAAUUUUCACUGAAGAAAUAAAAGAACUAAACCAAAAGGGAAACCUUGUCCAUCAAGAAAACCUUGAUUUGCAUAAGAAGGUAGACCUCUUUCGUAAAGAAAAGGCAGAGUUGCAAAAAAAGGUGUACGAAGAAAGAGAAGUAAAUGAAUCAAGAUUAACUUUACAUCGGCCUCUACAUACUGUUAGCAAUGGAUAUGACAUUCAUCCAGCCGUCCAUCUCCAGCUAAGCCAACCUCAGUCUCAAAGCAAGGAAACACAAGCAAAAGCACCGGAAUUGGGGUAUCUUUGUCAAACUGUUGAUAUACUAUAA